CACCAUCUCUUCGUAUUUUUACUAUUCUAAGCUUUCCAUUUUCAUUUCUCAUUUUUUUUUCUUCAGUUCGAAAACCCCAUAAAAACAUUGUUUAAUUUUUGAUAAAUAUAUUCCAUUACAAUUUUCUCCAUUAAAGCUUUAACGAAUCACCAGGUUUGAGACGACUCGUCGGAAAAUGGGGCGCCGUCUCUUCACCUGCUUCGGCAAAGGCGGUUCUUCUCAAUCUUCUUCGAAAGAUCUCAGCUCAAAGAAUAACGACAGUGCGACGGCGGAUUUAACGGCGGAGGAGCAAAAACGGUGCGGGCCAGUGGUGGUGGAGUUAUUCUCAUCGCAAGGCUGCGCCACCUCGCCUGAAGCGGAGCUAUUGUUUUCGAGGAUUGGGAGAGGCGAUUUUAACCUAGAAAUGCCGGUGAUUUUGUUGGCUUAUCAUGUGGAUUAUUGGGAUUAUAUGGGUUGGAAGGAUCCAUUUGGGUCGAGUUUAUGGACGGUUAAACAAAAAGCGUAUGUUGAGGCCUUAAAUCUAGAUACCAUGUUUACGCCUCAAAUUGUGGUUCAGGGACGAGCUCAAUGUGUUGGGAAUGAACAAGAUGCUGUUUUCUCUUGCAUCAAUUCUGCUCCCAGAUUUGCUGCUCCUUCCUUCCAGGCGACAUUCGAGAGGCCAACACCAGAGUCGUUGCAAGUAUCUCUAUUAGGAUCUCUGAGGAGUAAGGUGGACAAUGAUGGUGCCAACGUGAUGAUUGCUCUGUACGAAGGUGGUCUGGUCACUGAUAUCGCUGCAGGAGAGAACAAAGGAAAAAUGCUUGCGAAUGACUAUGUUGUCAGGAGGCUGGAGAAGCUUUGCUCUGUAAAGGAUAUUACUGCAAAGAAGACAAUCUCAGGAACUGUCAACUUCUCUCUUUGGGAUGGCUUCAAUAGCAGCAAAUGUGGCGUAACGCUCUUUGUGGAAACUGGCUCUCAUCAAAUAUGUGGAUCACAAAACUUUAAAUUGCCGGAAAAUCUCUGAAUUCUUCGAUGAUAUAUCACUGAUUGAAACUCUUGAUGUGCUGGUUAUAGGUUGGAUUGCUUGUAGUGCGCGUAUCUGAUUGAAAUCAAAUCUGCAAAACAUUCUAUUUACCAGCUUGUUCCUUGUGUAUAUAGGUUGUGUGAGACUGUUCAUGUUAGAUU
Messenger RNA from Solanum verrucosum, 1164 nucleotides. RefSeq lists its product as uncharacterized. The record is from RefSeq and is a predicted model, not a curated record. NCBI's taxonomy places the organism in Eukaryota, Viridiplantae, Streptophyta, Magnoliopsida, Solanales, Solanaceae. The transcript has 2 exons. Bases 176 to 1003 code for a protein of 275 amino acids.